AUGGAGGUGUUGCUGUUUAUCUUUCCCGUCACUGUUGUUCUUCUUGCAAGAGCCCAGAUGGACGGCGACCUUGCCUUUCAGCAGUACCCUCAAACUCCAGUCCGUCUUGUUGUCUUUUUAGCUCUUAAGGAGGGUUUGCGGCACUGGCUAGACGUCUUGGAGAGGCGACGGCGUCAGCGUGACCUCAGCGAAGCCAUGGGCCAAUCAGAGGAUCAGAUUCGAGUUGCGCUCACGGAGUCGCUCCCCUCAACUUACUGA
This is a messenger RNA of Spirometra erinaceieuropaei, 258 nucleotides long. The record is from the annotation of a GenBank genome assembly. NCBI's taxonomy places the organism in Eukaryota, Metazoa, Platyhelminthes, Cestoda, Diphyllobothriidea, Diphyllobothriidae.